AUGAAUGACGUCAGGGAUUUAGUUGUUUUGGUCACCGGCGGUUCGAACGGCAUUGGGGCCGGUAUAGUGCGAGCUGUUUUGGCUCGUGGAGCAAAGCAUGUUGCCAUAUUAGACAUCAAUGUAACACAAGGGAAGGCUUUGGAAGCUGAAUUGAACUUAAAGUAUGGUGCCAAUAAAGUUAAAUUUAUAAAGUGCGAUGUAACUACUAACGAACUCCAUACAGCCUUCGACGAAGCCGUUCAGCUCUUUGGGUAUUUGGACGUGGUUAUUAAUAAUGCUGGUAUUAUGAAUGAUAGUCCCCAAACAUAUGAAAAGCAAAUAGCAAUCAAUGUUACAGCUGUGAUAACAGGAUCAUUGAAGGCUUACGAAAUAAUGCGUAAAGAUAGAAAUGGGAAAGGAGGCACAAUUAUCAAUAUAUCCUCUGUCGUCGCUCUAAUCCAAAGCUCUUUACUCCCUGUUUAUAGUGCAACGAAGAGCGCUGUCUUGCAGUUCAGCAAUUGUCUUGGAAAGAAUGAUACUUAUAAUAGAACUGGAGUACGCGUGGUGACUGUCUGCUUUGGUGCGACUGAUACAAGUUUAAUUGCUAAAGUUGGAUGCAUCGACGAGGAAAUAGAAAAAAUGGUGCCAGCAGCAUUGGAAAGAAUGCCAUUACAAGGAGUUGACGCUGCUGUGUCAGGCUUCAUACACGCGUUCGAAAACGGUGCCAGCGGCAGUACAUGGCUGGUGACAUCUGGAAGACCUGCUGAAGAAAUCACUGGAAACGUCACCAAGGCAUACGAAAUAUUGAGUCAAGGUGUAUACAAAUAA
Danaus chrysippus (African queen) is the source of this 807-nucleotide messenger RNA. The record is from the annotation of a GenBank genome assembly. NCBI's taxonomy places the organism in Eukaryota, Metazoa, Arthropoda, Insecta, Lepidoptera, Nymphalidae.